AUGGUUACAGUCACCAUUCACAACACACUUGGGGCAGCCUACAUCAGCUCGAUCAUUUCUGCGAUCUUUUAUGGUAUUACGACGGUUCAAACGGCAACAUACUUCCGUCGGAAUUCGAACGACCCAGCUGUGUUCAGGAUCUUGAUCAGUAUCCUGUGGGUUCUGGACACGCUUUUGACGAUUUUGGUCCGUCACGCGGUGUACACUUACACUAUCGUCUAUUUCGGCGACCCGAUUGUGGCUACGAGGCUUGUAUGGAGCACCACAGCGCUCCUGUUUCCUUCGUGUGUCAAUGACGCCAUUAUCAGAAGCCUGUUCAUGUAUAGGAUCUGGAGGCUAUCAAACAGGAAUCUCGUGCUCCUCAUGAUCUGCAUAGUAGUGUCUUUGAUUGCUAUCGGGUUUGGCCUGGCAUACGGCAUCAAAAGUGUGCAGUCGAAGAACUAUGUCGAACUGGAGAGGCUCGAGUGGCUGGGAUGUGCGGGUCUUGCGGCGCUGGCCUUCGCGGACACCUUCUUCGCGACAGUCCUCUGCUACUUGUUAUCCACACGUCGGACGGUAAACAGAAAGAUGGACAGCAUCGUCCGAACACUCAUGAUCUACGCCAUCGGCACGGGCGGCCUUGACGCUGUCUGCGCCAUUGCCUGUCUUAUCGCGUACGUGGCCUCUCCCUCGACCUUCAUCAACAUCGCCAUCUACUGGAUCCUGCCCAAGCUGCUGCUGAACGCCGUCCUCGUGACGUUCAACGCGCGCGAGUCCCUCCGCGACCGCAUGGCCGCCCAAAGCUUCAUCCACCUCUCCGCUUUGUCGUCCACAGCAGCGGCGCCCACCAGUGCGGGCCCACGAAGGGUGAACGGGAUUGUUGUGUCGGCAGUGCCUCCACGGCCCUUCCUCGCGAAGAAACAGUCGGAGGAAAACGUGUUGGAGAACGUGCAGUCUUCCCAAUAG
Molecule: messenger RNA, 945 nt
Organism: Epithele typhae
Lineage: Eukaryota; Fungi; Basidiomycota; Agaricomycetes; Polyporales; Epitheliaceae
Exons: 19
Coding region: 1-945 (314 amino acids)
Source: RefSeq, a predicted model, not a curated record